This is a messenger RNA of Letharia lupina, 492 nucleotides long. RefSeq lists its product as uncharacterized. The record is from RefSeq and is a predicted model, not a curated record. Gene Ontology annotation, biological process: protein localization to plasma membrane; eisosome assembly. The transcript is spliced from 3 exons. Lineage: Eukaryota; Fungi; Ascomycota; Lecanoromycetes; Lecanorales; Parmeliaceae. Gene Ontology annotation, cellular component: plasma membrane; eisosome. Bases 1 to 492 code for a protein of 163 amino acids.
AUGUCCUCGAUACCCAACAUGGCCCUCCGCGGCCUCGAGAUCUUCUUCGGCAUCCUCGUCCUCGGCCUCUCGGGCCACCUCGUCGCCUCCCAGGCCUACGGCGGCGCCCCCUCGGCCACCAACUACAACGUCUUCCUCGGCAUCUGGCUCCUCGUCGUCGCGGCCGUCGGCCUCGCCGCCUCCUUCGUCUCCGCCCUCGGCGGCGUCGUCAUGGCGGCCCUGGACGCGCUGAGCGUCCUCUUCGCCUUCGCGGGCGGUGUCGCCUACGCCGCCAAACUCGGCGCCCACUCCUGCUCCCGCGCCUCCUACACCGCCCACAACGUCAUCACCAACGGCGGCGUCGACCACGCCGGCAACACCGCCCCGGGCGUCAACCUCGGCAACCGCUGCCGCGAGGCCCAGGCCGAUACCGCUUUCAUCUGGUUCGCGUUCGCGGCCUUUGCCGCGUCGGCCGCGCUGAGUCUUUUGGCUUGGAGGAGGGGGGGGAAGUAG